Molecule: messenger RNA, 5711 nt
Organism: Rhineura floridana
Lineage: Eukaryota; Metazoa; Chordata; Lepidosauria; Squamata; Rhineuridae
Product: zinc finger protein 345-like
Exons: 4
Coding region: 120-2513 (797 amino acids)
Biological process (GO): regulation of transcription by RNA polymerase II
Cellular component (GO): nucleus
Molecular function (GO): DNA-binding transcription factor activity, RNA polymerase II-specific; RNA polymerase II transcription regulatory region sequence-specific DNA binding
Source: RefSeq, a predicted model, not a curated record
GAGCGCAUCCGGCUGCUGCAGAGAGGAACCACACGCUCCACGAUGCAACCCUAAAGCGACUUACCGCCCGGGAAAAGUGGACGAAGCACUGGGGGGCUUUCCUGGACCCCAGCAACAACAUGCAGGAGAACUAUGAGAACGUGAUCUCCCUGGCGGAGGAAAUUGCAAUCAGCUGGCCCCGGAUAACUGCUUUUGCUGAAUCUCACAGGAGGAGAGGACUGGCGCCUGUUUCCUUUCCCAGACCUCAGGAGUUACUGGAUUCUCUCGUUGUUCCAGCAGAUGAUGGGAUGGUGAGCGACAAUGAGAAUGGGAAUGAAGUGGAGGAGGAGGAGGAGAAGGAGGUGAUACACCAGGAGGAUGGAGGAGGUGGAGGAGGAGAUAGUGGAGGGGACGUUACAAGUGAGAAGGCGGAUGCCCAACAGGAUCCACCACUAGAGAACUCCAAGGAGGCUCCUGAUCAUGAGCUAAACACCAGUGGUGGAGAGCCAGACCAGCCAGUUUUGGAUGAGCAGCCAAAAAAGCCCCUGGGGAAGAGGCAGGCCAAGGCGGUCACCCACCGCAGCUUCAAGAAGUUAUCCCCACGCAGCCACCACGGGCUGCUAAGCCACGCCAGCUGGUGCCAUGAUUGCGGCAAGGGCUUUGGCUUUGCCAGGCGCCCCCGGCUACAUGGUGGCACUGGCCUGGAGAAGCCCUACAAGUGCAACGAGUGCGGCAAGUGCUUCCGGCUCAGCUCCACCCUGGUGACCCACCAGCGGCGCCACACCAGCACCAAGCCCUACCGCUGUGCAGAGUGCGGCAAGAGCUUCAGUGUUGGCUCAGCCUUCAUCCAGCACCAGCGCACCCACGUGGGCAAGAGGAGCGGUGCCAGCCCGCCUCGGCCCUGUGAGUGUAACAUUUGCGGCAAGAGUUUUGGCCUCCCAACCAACCUCAUCAAGCACCAAAAACAGCACCUGGAAGAAAAGCCUUACAAGUGCGAGGAAUGCGGCAAGGGCUUCAACUGGAACUCUCACCUGGAGCGUCAUCGGCGCAUCCACACUGGCGAGAAGCCUUACAUCUGUGAAGACUGCGGCCGAGCUUUUGCCUGGAGUUCUCACCUGGACCGCCACCGGCGCACACACUUUGGCAGCAUCCAGGCAACCGCUCCUUGCAAGUACUGCUUGGCGGUGGUGGCCACACCAAUUAGCAAAGCCAGCUCCAAACCCUACCAGUGCAACGAGUGUGGCAAAGGGUUCAACAAGAAUGCGGCACUGUCCAAGCACCGCCGUGCCCAUCACGCUGCAGAGAAACCCUACGUUUGCAAAGACUGUGGCAAGAGCUUUGGAUUGAACGGCGCCUUGCUACAGCACCGGCGGACACGCCACCCAGACGAUUCAGCCAAGCCUUACACCUGCAGUGACUGUGGCAAAAGCUUCGCCUGGAGCUCCCACUUGGACCGACACCGCCGCAUCCAUGCCGGUGACAAGCCCUACCACUGCGACAACUGCGGCAAGGGUUUCUCCCAGAGCUCCCACUUAGAGCGGCACCAGCGAGUGCACAGGAGUGCCGAGUGCCCGCCCUGCCGCUGCAUGGACUGUGGCUUUGUGGGGACCCGGCAGAAGCGCCGCCGUGGCACCUUGCUGCCCUGCAAGUGCAGCGACUGCGGUAAGAGUUUCUUGUGGUGGCGCCCAGCCUGCAGCGAGUGUGGGAGGGGUGGGGGGGAGGGUGUGCGCCACCAAGGCACUCAGACUGGCGAGAAGCCCUACUCCUGCAUAGACUGUGGCAAGUGCUUUGCCCAGAACUCUGCGCUGGCCAAGCACCGGCGCAUGCACACUGGGGAGAAGCCCUACAAAUGCAACGAGUGUGGCAAAUGCUUUGGCAUGCGCUCCAACCUUCUGAAGCACCAGCGCACCCACCUGGGCGAGAAGCCCUACAAGUGUGGGGACUGCGGCAAGGGCUUCAUCCAGAAGUCGGACCUCACCAAGCACCGGCGCAUGCACACUGGGGAGAAGCCAUACCGCUGUGAUGCCUGCGGCAAGUGCUUCAGUGUCAGCUCCAACCUCAUCAAGCACCAGCGCAUCCACCUGGGCGAGAAGCCCUACGCUUGCGGGGAAUGUGACAAGGCCUUCAUCCAGCGCUCAGAGCUCACCAUCCACCAGCGCACCCACACCGGAGAGAAGCCCUACAAGUGCGGCAUCUGCGGCAAAUGCUUCAGCCGCAGCUCCCACCUCAACCGCCACCAGCGCACCCACAGCACUGACAAGGCCUCUGCCGGUGCUGGGACCGCCCACGGCAUGUUGCAGGCUGCCAGUGCUGCCAAACCUGCCGUUUCUCUUCCCUCCUCAGCCUUCUCGGCCUCCUUUGCGUCACCUGGACCCCUCCCCACGCUGCCUUCCUUUCCUUCUUCCCCAUCGCCACUGCCCAUCCCUUCUUUGGAGCUGCCCUGGGCCCUGCCUUUCCCAUCCAGAGGCUUUCCUCACCCGCCCUUCCCUUCUCCCACCCCUUCUGGGGGCCAGGCCUCUUCGCUGAUUAACUAGCCUCUCCCACUUCCCUCCCCAUUCCCCACAUCAACCUUCCCCAUCCUGAGGCCCUCCACAAGUUGUUGGACUCCAACUCCCAUCACCCCCAGAGCCAGCACGGCCAAUGGGCAGGGAUGAUGGGAGUUGUAGUCCAGCAAUACCUGGAGGGCCCCAGGAUAGGGAAGGCUACUCUACGCAAUCUUUGUUCUGCCUUUCCCCACCUCCUUGCUUCAAAGUAACACUUUUCUUCUGUGGAGGCGGCAUGAUGCAGAACAUGGGCUUCACGGGUUGCUGUUCCUGCUCGCUCUUCCCUCUGAUUGGGCCCCGCAGCCUCCUCCCUCCUGCCUUCCUGCCCUGCUUGUGGGCUUCCCAGAAGCGCCUGAUGGGCCACUGUGGGAUGCUGGACUAGAUGGACUUUUGGUCUGAUCCAGCUUCACAGCUUGUCUUUUGCUUCUCACCAAGGUACCUCCAGGCUCCAGGGGUUUGGUUCAGCAACCAGCCAUAUUCUGUUCCAUCUUUUUCUCCUCAUUCCUCCUUCUCAGCAGCCCCCUCUUCUUGUCAUGCUUCUGGUGUGUCAUGCCCUUCCUUGGCAGGAGACAUUCUGGCUCUUUUGGUUCUUACUCCCUCACAGUCCCACCCCUCCAAUAUCCUUCCAUUUCCUUUUCUUUAGUCAACAUUUGCCUGUGAAUUACCCAUUCCUGUGCCACCUCCUGUCUAGAGCUCAUUUUUCUCAUCUGCUUUGCAAGGCUGAAUUAAUUUUCCAAGUUGUGUGCAUUUUAUUCAUGCACACACACAUACACCUAUCACACACAGAGACACGUGCACACACAUCACACAGAGUCUGGUACCUUUAUUUAUUUAUUUAUUACAUUUAUAUACCGGCCCAUAGCCAAAGCUCUCUGGGCGGUUUACAGCAAUUAAAAACAUUAAAAACAAAUAUACAAAUUUAAAAACACAUUCUUUAAAAAACAGUUUAAAAACACACGCUAAAAUGCCUGGGAGAAGAGGAAAGUCUUGACCUGGCACCGAAAAGAUAACAGUGUUGGCGCCAAGCGCACCUCGUCAAACAAAUCAUUCCAUAAUUUGGGGGCCACCACUGAGAAGGCCCUCUCCCUUGUUGCCACCCUCCCUCGGAGUAGGCAACCGGAAGAGGGCCUUGGAUGUUGAGUGUAGUGUACCUGACACUGACCUUGCAUUCCUGCAAAUCUCUUGCUUUCAUUCUUUGAAUACUGUCAAUAUUCUGUCCAUUGUGGUUUCGGGGGAAGGGCUGUAGCUCAGUGGCUGAGCAUCUGCUUUGCAUGCAGAAGGUUGCAGGUUGAAUCCCUGGCUUCUCGACGUAAGGCUGGGAGAGAUUCCUGCCUGAAACCCUGGAUAGCCACUGCCAAUCAGUUUAAACAGUACUGAGCUAGAUGGACCAAUGGGUCUGACUCAAUGGAAGGCAGCUUCCCAUGUUCCGAAACCAUAAAGGCAGCAUCUGCUAUUUGUUCCAGUGCUUCUGGGGAACAGAGAUUCUGUGCCUGCCGUUGCCCCUGGCCAUUUCCCCCAUGACCUCCAUUGUUGUUUCCCUACCACUCAGCCUUACCCUCUGCCUGCCAAGUUUUGUUCAGGGUCAAGAAAGAGAGUGUGCCAACUGAACAAGUUUAUGCAAAAUAUGAACAUACUCAUUUUUUGAGUGCAGAAUUUGGAUCUUCUUGCUGCAGAACUUUUAACGCAUGGUUAAUUGCAGAUGCAGGCCAGGCCUUUCCCCACCUCCUUGCUUCAAAGUAACACUUUUCUUCUGUGGAGGCGGCAUGAUGCAGAACAUGGGCUUCACGGGUUGCUGUUCCUGCUCGCUCUUCCCUCUGAUUGGGCCCCGCAGCCUCCUCCCUCCUGCCUUCCUGCCCUGCUUGUGGGCUUCCCAGAAGCGCCUGAUGGGCCACUGUGGGAUGCUGGACUAGAUGGACUUUUGGUCUGAUCCAGCUUCACAGCUUGUCUUUUGCUUCUCACCAAGGUACCUCCAGGCUCCAGUCCUGCAAUAUUCUUAGGCCACAUCUGCACUAUGCGUUUAAAGUACUGUGAUCCCACUUUCAACAGCCAUGGCUUCCCCCAAGAAUCCUGUUGUCUGUGAAGGAUGCUGAGAGUUGAUAGGAAAUCCCUAUUCCCCCUCACAGUCCUACAAUUCCCAGGGUUCCUUGAGAAGAGGGAUUGAUUGUUAAACCACUUGGGGACUUGUUAAACCAGUCCUGGGAAACGACAUGGCUGGCUUGCUGGAACAAUGUGUGCAGCCUACUUGCAUUUUUAAUAGAGGGAUGUGGAACUGGUGGGCCUCCAGAUGUUGCUAGACUACAACUCCCAUCAUGCCUGACCAUUGGUUAUGCUGCCUGGGGCUGAUGGGAGCUGGAAUCCAACAACAUCUGGAGGGCUGCACAGGUUACCCAACCCUGGUCUAAACAUGCAGUUGACAGUGUGACACAAAGUAAGGACAUAAGGGCCUUGCUGGAUCAGACCAAAGGUCUAUCUAGUCCAGCACCCUCUUCCUCACAGUGGGCAACCAGAUGCCUCCUGGGAAGCCCACAAGCAAGGCACGAGAAGAACAGACUUCUCUGCUGUUGAACCUCUUCCCUACAAUCGUCUCUGAUGAAAGAAGUACCAUUUAGCCUCCAUGGCUAAUAGCGGCUGUCAGACUGCUGGCUUCUUACGAAUUUCCCUAAUCCUUGUGUAAAGCCAUUUAAGCCAGGGUCUGUCACCACAUUGUGUCACAAUGAAUUCCAUUGCCUUAUUUUUACUUGUGUGUUGUUUUCCUGUUCCUGAAUCUAGUGCCAUCAGUUUUGUUGUGUGACCAUCCUCCAUUUCAUUGAUGCCCUGGGCUCCUUUGGGAGGAAAUAAUAAACAUUAUUUAAUUUAUUUAAUUUUAAUUAAUUAAUUAAUAAUGAAUUCCAGUGUUGUGAUAAAGGGAGAAAUUUUAUAUCACUAUUCACUUUCUCCACACCAUGCAGACUCUUAUAUACUGUACCUCUAUCAUAUCCUUCCCCCACGUAAUCUUUUUCCUAAACAAAAAAACCAACAAGCCCAAUUCUUCACCUUUUACUUGUAGGGGAAAGUGUUGAUCAUUUUCAAGUAAGUCAAAACAGCUCUGAUAGUUCCAUAGGGUCAAAGUGAUGCCUCUCCCAAUGAACAUUGGCAAAAUUCACUUGAAAAUACAGAUUUCCCUACAGUCUUGAAAGCAUAUGUUCAUAA